Molecule: messenger RNA, 534 nt
Organism: Musca domestica (house fly)
Lineage: Eukaryota; Metazoa; Arthropoda; Insecta; Diptera; Muscidae
Gene: levy
Product: cytochrome c oxidase subunit 6A, mitochondrial
Exons: 2
Coding region: 68-394 (108 amino acids)
Biological process (GO): mitochondrial electron transport, cytochrome c to oxygen
Cellular component (GO): mitochondrial inner membrane
Molecular function (GO): enzyme regulator activity
Source: RefSeq, a predicted model, not a curated record
AAAAUUUACUCUGCCGUCAGAUAGAAAAAAACUUCAGCCUGUGUUUUACAUUUUUAUCCAAGGAAGAAUGUCUGCCAUCCUGUCCCAAGUUAUUCGUCGCCAAAUUGCGACCACUGCCCAAAGAUCAUCUGGUCAUGCCGCCACCGCUGGUGAACACUCUGGCGGCUACAAAUUGUGGAAGCGUAUGACUUUCUUCGUGGCAUUCCCCGCUGUUGGUUUGUGCAUGUUGAACGCCUACUUGGGUCACCAAGAACAUGCCCACCAUGCUCGCCCCGAAUUCGUUAAAUACGAAUACUUGGCCAAGCGCGAUAAGCGUUUCCCAUGGGGAGAAGGUAACAAAUCUUUGUUCCACAACCCACACGCCAACGCUUUGCCCGACGGUUAUGAAGCCUAAAAACUUCGACUGAGUGUGGUGUAACCAUUUUGGAUGUAAGGAUGUAUAAGACGGAUGUAUUUAUAGUCUAAUUGUUUUUUGGAUUGUGAAAAAUGAAAUGAAAAUACCAUAAUACAUUGGAGUUUAGUCAAAAUCCAAAA